CCAUUGUGAGGUCUGUCUUCACAGACAGACGGAGAGAGAGACACAGAGAAGCAUUAGAGGACGAGUAGACAGAGAGUUGAGACGGUCCUCUGUUAGACAGAUCUCAGCAUCCAUCUUGCCACCAUGAGGUUUGAGGAGAUCCUGGAUGAUGUAGGUGGCUUCUCCAGGUUCCAGUUCCUGCUCCUGUGCAUCCUGUGCCUACCCCGCGCCAUCCUCCCCCUCCACUUUCUCCUGCACAACUUUGUCUCUGCGACACCUCCUCACCGCUGCGCCCUCAGGAGCCCGGAGGACGGUGUGCCGCUGAGCUACGACCCUGCGGCCCUCAGGAUCCCCCGUCAGGACGACGGCUCUUUCAGCUCCUGCAGAGUCUAUGACACCCUGCUGACCUUCGACCUCGACCAAGGAAACAGGACUGCACCAUGUCCACAUGGCUGGGUCUACAACCAAUCACAGUUCAGCUCCACGACUGCCACCGAGUGGGAUCUGGUGUGUGACGACAAACAGCUGAAUCAAGCUCUGGCUACUUACUUCUUCCUUGGGGUCACGUUUGGAGCCGUUCUGUUCGGUCAGCUUUCUGACAAGUUUGGUCGUAAGUCGAUGCUCCUGUUGGCUCUAAUCGCCUCCACUGUGCUAGGAGUCGCCUCGGCCUUCUCCAGCUCCUAUGUCAUGUUUGCCGUCUGCAGAGCGCUCUGCGGCGUGGCCCUCAGCGGGCUGUCGAUCAUCGGUGUGGUUCUCGGCAUCGAGUGGACGGAUGUGAAGCACCGGACCUUCACUGGUACCAUCAUGAGUUUGUCGUGGAGCGUGGGGAACAUGCUCCUGGCCCUGAUGGCCUACUUCAUACGAGACUGGAGACACCUGACCCUGGCGGUGACGGCACCCUGCGUCGCUGCCAUCGUCUCCUGGUGGUGGCUGCCGGAGUCGGCUCGCUGGCUGCUGGCCAAUGGCAAAGCCAAGGAAGCCCAGAAGUACCUGGUUCAGUGCGCUAAAAUGAACCGGAGGAACACAUCCAAACUGGACACUGAGGUAGAGGUCUUGGGGAAGGUGACCGUGUCCGAGGUGGCCAAGAAGAACCACUCCUACCUGGAUCUGGUCAAAACACCCGAGCUAAGGAAGAUCACCCUCUGCUCCGGCUUGUUCUGGUUCGCUGUGGCCUUCCUGUACUACGGGAUCAGCUUCAAGAUCUCAGGUUUCGGUGUCAGUAUCUACCUCACACAGUUCAUCUACGGAGCUAUCGAAGUUCCCGCCAAAAUCCUGACCUUCUUCGCCUUGGACUGGAUUGGCCGGCGGAACGGCCAGGCGUGGUUUCUGAUCACAACGGGAGCUCUGAUUGGAAUAAACACGGCCAUACCUUUAGAGUAUUCUGUGCUGCGAACGUGCAUCGCUGUGGUGGCAAAGGGUUUCUCAGAGGCGGCGUUCACCACAGCGUUCCUUUACUCAGCUGAACUCUUCCCAACUGUUCUCAGGCAGUGUGGCUUAGGCUACACCUCGUGUCUCGGUCGGAUCGGGAGUUCCCUGGCUCCGAUGAUCAUGCUUCUGGAAGACGUCUGGCUUCUUCUGCCACCGCUCAUCUUCGCUGGGACGGGGAUUGUCAGCGGGAGCUUGGUCUUCAUGCUCCCAGAGACGCUCAACGUCCAUCUGCCUGAAAACAUCUUCGAUGUGGAGGAGGGAAGACACAGAUGUGGUGCAAAUGGAGAUGCAAAGACUGAGCUGAAGAAAAUAAACAGAACAGCCCCUCAGGACAGCAGUGGAGAUGAGGAUGUGGAUGGAUCGGUGCUUUUUAAAUGUAUCGUAGAGCAGAAAUGAAUUGUGUGUUUGGGACAACGGAGCUGAUUUUCUUAGUGUUUUGACACAAUGUCAAAUUAAUAAUAUAAAAAUAAAAUGUUUGUGUCUGUUAAA
This is a messenger RNA of Dicentrarchus labrax (European seabass), 1896 nucleotides long. It is a transcript of the gene slc22a7a, whose product is annotated as solute carrier family 22 member 7a. Gene Ontology annotation, molecular function: transmembrane transporter activity. The transcript has 10 exons. Bases 124 to 1803 code for a protein of 559 amino acids. The record is from RefSeq and is a predicted model, not a curated record. Gene Ontology annotation, biological process: transmembrane transport. Gene Ontology annotation, cellular component: membrane. Lineage: Eukaryota; Metazoa; Chordata; Actinopteri; Moronidae.